Molecule: messenger RNA, 1236 nt
Organism: Glarea lozoyensis ATCC 20868
Lineage: Eukaryota; Fungi; Ascomycota; Leotiomycetes; Helotiales; Helotiaceae
Exons: 1
Coding region: 1-1236 (411 amino acids)
Source: RefSeq, a predicted model, not a curated record
AUGACAAGCUCGCCACCCAAGCCUGAAAGCGAAACGCGCAAGAUCGUUGACUUUCUCAGAAGUGGGACUCGAAAGGUGAAAGAGGCAACAACGUCAUGGAAACGAACAAGUGAUGAAGCUCCACAGAGAGUUAGUGUGUUAUCGAAGGAAAGUGGGAGUAGGUACUCCGAGAAGAUUGAUUAUAUGCGCGAAAGAUCUCUCGACAAUGAGUUAGGGAAAGGCGAGUUCGAUGCUGAUCAGAUUUGGGAUACUCGUGUCAGAAGAUUUUCCAAAGCAUCUGAUAUUGAUAGGAAUUUGAAUCCUGAUGGGAAAGAAGCCUUGGAAUUGGCCGAAGAUUACAGAAAUCUUAUUGGGAAGUAUCCUUUCGAAAUUGAAAUGGAAAUCGAGCAUGAGAAAAGAGUGAAGGAGUUAAUGAACAAGGCAGAAAUUGCGAGAAAGGCACGAGAGAUUGAAGAGGCCCGAGCUAUCGAGGAAGCGGUACUAGAGAGAAAAAGAAGACAAUGGAGGGAGAGGCAAGAAGUCAUUGACAGGGCUAGGAGAAUUCAAGAGGAACAAAAGGAUACUCGGGCAGCCAUAGCAAAGAGCAAGAGAGAGAGGGAACAAGCUGCCUUCAGACAGGAAUCGAUCAAGAUGGCGGAAGCGAGGAAAAGAGAGUCAAAUGUUAGCGGGAAGACGACCUGGUCCACAAUAAUGAGCUCCGGCAAUAGCCCAAAACUUGGGCAAACAAAUAUGGACGCCACGACGAGGAGAGUCAACAUGAUGGCCUCGCGCCAACCCACCACUGCACCUACUUUCGGCUCACUUGAUAGUGGGCCCGGGCCCCCAAAGCGAUCGUUUAACACUUCAACAACGCAGCCAUCAAGCCACAGACGAAACAAAAUCAACGAGUCUCUCAGGAAUACUCCUGCGCUCUCAAGUCAUCAAGAGCGUCACGAUUUAGCAGCCCGUCUAACUGUAGAAAAGCUCAAUAAUUUACAUCGAAACUAUGCCAGUGAGAGUGAUCGACCGCCUACAUCUGUGGAUGUCUCUGAAGAAUUACUUUCUCCACCAAAUCUUCCGCAACAUGAAUGUAGAAUCGAAGCGCCACUAUCUGAGGAGGGUCGGCCGUUCAAAUCAAGAACCUGGCCAAAGAAUACGAGUGCUUCGUUGAAUCACGGCAGCAGGAGAAAAGAGCUUCCUAACAUUUAUAUGGUCAACGGCAGAUGGGUCAGACAGAAAAAAGCGGAAACACAAUAA